Molecule: messenger RNA, 826 nt
Organism: Paramormyrops kingsleyae
Lineage: Eukaryota; Metazoa; Chordata; Actinopteri; Osteoglossiformes; Mormyridae
Gene: txndc12
Product: thioredoxin domain containing 12 (endoplasmic reticulum)
Cellular component (GO): endoplasmic reticulum
Source: RefSeq, a predicted model, not a curated record
CUUUGACGUCACGUCCGGGUGGAAAGAUCCUGGAAGCAAUGUAAAAUUUCAGUAGGUGAGAGGUGGGAGCUCAGACUGCAGAGAUUGAUAAAGAUCGCCAUGCAGAAGCUGGUCAUUAAUUUCGCCCUGUUGUCCUUCGUUGGGUUUCUCAGCGUAACCUGUGCCCAGGAUGCCACUGCUGAAGGGAAUGGGCGAGGAUUUGGAGAGAACAUCCACUGGAGAACGCUGGAGGACGGGAAGAAGGAGGCCGAGGCCAGUGGUCUGCCAGUGAUGGUCAUUAUCCACAAGACGUGGUGUGGAGCCUGCAAAGCCCUGAAACCCAAGUUCGCUGAAUCCAAAGAAAUCUCUGAGCUGUCGCACAACUUCAUCAUGGUCAACUUGGUGGAUGAUGAGGAGCCAAAGGACGAAGUGUUCAGCCCUGAUGGUGGCUACAUUCCCAGAAUCCUUUUCCUCGAUCCCAGUGGGAAGGUGCGCCCUGAAAUCACCAACAAAAAUGGGAAUCCUAACUAUAAAUAUUUCUACAGCAAUGCUGAUCAAGUCGUGGCUGGAAUGAAGGAGGCUCAGGAGAAGCUGACCGGCGAUGCCUAUCGGCGCUCCCACCUUGGCGAUGAGCUGUGAAGUUGUGGAGGGUGGAGCUGGGGAGGGCUGGCCACGCCCCCUCUGAACCGCUGCAGUAGCUGUGGUCCGCUCCCAUAUCCACUGCCCAUUGGAUACGUUCAUUAUGACUGUCUGGAGGGGAGGGAGGGGCUCCCCCCUGCCGAGGCGUGUCAGACAAGCACAUACUAAAGUCAGGAAAAAGUGGAAAUAAAUGCACUGCUUUUCUGAA